Chaetomium fimeti is the source of this 1441-nucleotide messenger RNA. RefSeq lists its product as uncharacterized. Bases 65 to 1441 code for a protein of 458 amino acids. The transcript has 2 exons. The record is from RefSeq and is a predicted model, not a curated record. Lineage: Eukaryota; Fungi; Ascomycota; Sordariomycetes; Sordariales; Chaetomiaceae.
CGGGCCUCGUCUCACCUUUAGAUCAUCGUCUCUUGCGGUCACGCUACUAAGAUACCCACCCAAUAUGAAUACGUUUAGGAAAAAUGGUAGAUCGGCUGUAGCUCCAGUGCAGAGACCGGGUAGAAAGCGGCCGCAGAGUACAGCGCAGCACUCGCAAACCGCGACCACGAAAACCACCAAGAAAGUGGUACCAGGGCCCGGCGGCAAACCGGUCCAAGUAGUUCAAACGGAACAACAUGUUGUCAAGAAGACCGUCUGGACCCGAGCCAUGAGCGGCGCCUCCAAAGCCGCCAAGCCCGGCACCUGGAAGCACUCAGGGAAGUCGGUCAAAAAGAUCAUCCCCCACGCCAGCAAGCAGGGCAAGGACAGCGAGGGUUUCAACAUGAGCUACUACCGCCCAUGCUUCUUCGCACUCAAGAAGCAGGAACAGUUCGACCUGUACGUGAACGGGCUGGCGCCCAGGAUGACCAUGUUGGAGGUGGCCAAGCUCAAAGCAUCCCGGCUGCACGCGACCCGGGCGUUCGACGUGCGAGCCGUGAUGUACUCCACGCACAAGCCGCCCAAAGGCUACGCCAUACCUCAGCGCAACCUCGUCGCCGAGGCCGAGCUGGCCAAGCAGCGCUGCCUCGAGGAGGCCGCCGCCCGCAGGCAUCAAAAACACGCCGCCACCGCCACCGCCGCCGAUGGCGACGCCCUCCCCGCCCACCCCACCCCGGACGAUAUCGCCGAGAUCCGGCUGCAGGCGCGCCUGGCAAGGGCCCGCUUGGAGAAGGAGAAGGAAGAGAACGAGCGAGAGCGACAACGACAGCGGGAGCGCCAGCGCGAGCUACAGGAAGCGCGACAGCUGCAGCGGGAGCGGGUGGAGCGCGUGAAUGACCUGCGGCAGGAGCUGGUCCGGCUCCGGGAGCGCAAGGAGCACGAGGUUGUGAAACGGAAGCGGGGCAAGAAGGCCCCGACGCGGAAGGAUCGCGAUGUCUGGGACCAGCUGCAGGAGGAGGAGCAGAAGCUGGAGCAAGAGUACCUGCGACUGCGGGUGCAGGUGCAGCAGCACCCCGUGUGGGAGCGGCAGGAGCGGCUGAAGGACGUGAAGCACGAGCACGGCCGGCUCCGGGAGCGGAUGGCGUGCGAGCUUCAGAGGCGGAAGCAGGCCAAGAAGGCCGCGACGCGGAAGGAUCGCGAGGUCUGGGCCGGCUUCCAGGAGGAGGAGAAAGGUCUGAAGAAAGAGCACCAGAAACUGCGGCUGGAGUUGCAGCAGCACCGGGAGGAGCUGCAGCGCCGGCGCGACCAGUACGUGGAGUGGAAGGAAAGGCGGCGCGAGGCGCUGGAGCGGAAGAAGGCCGACCGGGUGAGGCAGACGGCAGUUGCGGCCGCGGAGGAGCACGGCCGGGGAAAGGGGAGGCGGAUGGCGGGGCGGACCGUGGCGAGUAGUUCGCGGAAUUAA